UUGCUAAGUGCCAUUUGCAAAGAACAUUUUUUUUCUUUCAGUUAAGUCAGAAAUAUUCUACUAAAUGGACUCGACCUACAGAAAUCUGGCACUCCUUUGCCUUUGCCUAUGUGCCGGCUACGCUUUGGUUGUUCAGGGCGUGGCAGCUGAAAAGGAGAUACCGGCGACCAACUUGGUUGCAGCUCCGAAGAUGACUUUCCUCUAUUGCUACUCGUGCGGGUACAGAAAGGCCUUCGAAGACUAUGCUAAUCUUGUGAUCGAGAAGUAUCCGUACGUGGAGAUCGAUGGCGCAAACUACGACCCGCCCGGUAUGAACUAUAUACUCUCCAAGCUAAUUUUCGCGCUCAAAAUUAUCAUCAUUGUGUCGGUAAUUGGCUCGUUUAGUCCCUUUACUUUCCUGGGCAUGAAUACGCCAACUUGGUGGAAUCAUCUGCAGACAAAUAAGAUCUAUGCCUGUAUGAUGAUAUUUUUCCUUGGCAAUAUGAUUGAGAGUCAGCUCAUUUCAUCGGGCGCGUUUGAGAUUACACUGAACGAUGUGCCUGUUUGGUCAAAGUUACAAACGGGACGAAUUCCCGCACCUCAGGAGCUGAUGCAAAUAAUAGACAAUCAGUUGCAGUUCUCGAACAAGGUGCAAGAGAAUCCGGACUUUGUUAAAUAAUAGUAGAGUAUUCUUUAACUCGGUGUAGAUGUAAAUGUGGCUGUCAGGCACUGAAGCAAACGGCGACAGCAACAAGCAUAAUAAUAACAGCAACAACAACACUUAUAGCACUCUCUAAACACGGAGUACUCGCCACGUUAUGAUUCAAAUUUGACUUAAACUAUGUGCUGGAAACUGUGCAGUCUCGGUUCCGUUUCCUUAUUAAAUUUUCACAUUCUCAGACAUUCAUUUACAAACGAAUAUUGUGUAUCGACUAAACUGUGUUUAUGAACAUUAUUGUUUAGCUUUUGUAUGGCCUCAAAGCAGUCAUAAUUAAACAAUUUAAAUUAGUGUU
Scaptodrosophila lebanonensis is the source of this 992-nucleotide messenger RNA. It is a transcript of the gene SelT, whose product is annotated as thioredoxin reductase-like selenoprotein T homolog CG3887. Bases 65 to 658 code for a protein of 197 amino acids. Gene Ontology annotation, cellular component: endoplasmic reticulum membrane. Gene Ontology annotation, biological process: cell redox homeostasis. Lineage: Eukaryota; Metazoa; Arthropoda; Insecta; Diptera; Drosophilidae. The transcript is spliced from 4 exons. Gene Ontology annotation, molecular function: thioredoxin-disulfide reductase (NADPH) activity. The record is from RefSeq and is a predicted model, not a curated record.